This is a messenger RNA of Carlito syrichta (Philippine tarsier), 1108 nucleotides long. Its product is annotated as high affinity immunoglobulin gamma Fc receptor I-like. The record is from RefSeq and is a predicted model, not a curated record. Gene Ontology annotation, biological process: regulation of immune response; cell surface receptor signaling pathway. Gene Ontology annotation, molecular function: transmembrane signaling receptor activity. Lineage: Eukaryota; Metazoa; Chordata; Mammalia; Primates; Tarsiidae. Bases 1 to 1035 code for a protein of 344 amino acids. The transcript has 6 exons.
AUGUUGCUCUUGACAGUUUUGCUCCUUUGGGUUCCAGUUGAUGGGCGAGAGAACUCCACAAAGGCAGUGAUCACCUUGCAGCCUCCAUGGGUUAAUGUGUUCCCAGAGGAAACUGUAACCUUAUCAUGUGAAGGGCCCUAUCUGCCUGGGAGCAACCCCACACGGUGGUUUCUCAACGGCACAGCCAUUCAGACUUUGACUCCCAGAUACAACAUCGCUUCUGCCAGUGUCAAAGACAGUGGUGCAUAUCAGUGCCAUACAGAUCUCUCGGUGCUAAGUGACCCUGUACAGCUGGAAAUCCACAGAGACUGGCUACUGCUCCAGGUCUCUAGCAGAGUCGUCACAGAAGGAGAACCAUUGGCCUUGAGGUGUCAUGUAUGGAGGAAUAAGCUGGUAUACAAUGUGGUUUUCUAUAAAAAUGGCAAAGCCUUUAAGUUUUUUCCUCAGAAUCUUGAACUCACAAUUCUGAAAACCAACAUGAGUCACAAUGGCAUCUAUCACUGCUCAGGCAAGGGAAUGAGGCAUCACUAUACAUCAGCGGGAGUAUCUGUCACUGUGAAAGAGCUAUUUUCACCUCCAGUGCUGAGAGCAUCCUUGGCAUUGCCUGUCCUAGAGGGAACUCUGGUCACCCUGAGCUGUGAAACAAAGUUACUCCCAGAGAGACCUGGCUUGCAGCUUUACUUCUCCUUCUACAUGGGCACCAAGACCCUGCAAGGCAAAAACACAUCUUCUGAAUACCAAAUACUAACUGCUAGAAGAGAAGAUUCUGGGUCAUACUGGUGUGAGGCAGUCACAGAAGAUGGAAAUGUCCUUAAGCGCAGCCCUGACUUGGAGUUCCAAGUGCUUGGUCUCCAGUCACCAACCCCUGUCUGGUUUCAUGUUCUUUUCUAUCUGGUCAUGGGAAUAAUGUUUUUAGUGGACACUGUUCUCUGUAUGGCAAUACAUAAAGAACUGCGAAGAAAAAAAAAGUGGAAUUUAGGAAUCUCUUUGGAGUCUGAUCCUGGGAAGAGGGUAACUGCCCACCUUCAAAGAUAAACAUUUAGAAGAAGAGCUUAAGUGUAAGGAAGAAGAAGAACUGCAAGAAAGGACACACCAGAAGAAGCCCCAG